CCACUACUUUACUCUCCUCCAUUAUUACAAACUUUACUGUUUUUGCAAACACCAUUUUUUUAGCACAUCAUCAAAUAAUUUGUCAUCUUCAAUCCAUGGCUUCUAUGAAGCUAUUGGGUAUUUUGUUGCUUUCUUUUGCUUUUGCUUUUGCUUUUGCUUUCGCUUCUUCGGAGGCUGUUAAACCUCGCCCUCUUAGGCACUAUGUUAAUGGCAGACAAGGAUGGGUACUUCAUCCUUCCCAGGAUUACAAUCAGUGGGCUGGAGAUAACCGAUUUAGUGUUCAUGACACUCUUUACUUUAGGUAUAAUAAAGAGGAGGAUGCAGUGUUGGAAGUAAGUAAAGAGGACUAUGAUAGUUGUAACACUGAUCACCCAAUAGAGAUGAAACAAGAUGGUGAAUCUGAGUUUGAUUUAAACCAUCCUGGUCCAUUUUACUUCAUAAGUGGUAAUAAAACUCAUUGUGAACAAGGUCAAAAAAUGAUUGCUAAAGUUUUACAAAUCCCUUCUUCUUAUCCUCCUAUGCCACCUAAAUCUUCCCCUUCCCCAAUUUCCUCUUCACCACCACCCAUGGACCACCACCAUCACCACCACACGACACCGCCAUCGGCCCCGAAAACAUCCCCUGGACCCACCUAUUCUCCUCCUACACCACCUUCCGCCUCCACUCCUAAAACCUCCCCUGGACCCACCUACUCUCCUAUUACACCCCCAUCUUCCCCUGCCACGUCACCAACUGCCAUGUCACCACCUUCUCCUGUUAUGCCAGGACCAGCUUCUUCCCCGUCAUCAGCCACGUCACCACCUUCUCCUGUUAUGCCAGGACCAGCUUCCUCUCCUAAAUCCGCCACGUCACCACCUUCUCCAGUAAUUCCGGGCCCAGCUUCUUCCCCGUCAUCAGCCACGUCACCACCUUCCCCUGUCAUGCCAGGUCCAGCAUAUCCUCCAUCAUCCGCCACGUCACCACCUUCCCCAGUAAUGCCAGGUCCAGCAUAUCCUCCAUCAUCAGCCACGUCACCAUCCACGUCACCUCCGGCGGCUAUUCCGCCAUCAUCUGCCACGUCACCAUCCAUGUCACCUUCGGCGGCUAUUCCGCCAUCCGCCACGUCAUCACCUAGAGGUGCUCCGAUCACUGCAGGUCCAUCUAUGUCACCGACAUCAUCGUUAUCACCGUCAAUGUCUCCGGCAUACGGCAUGCCACCAGCAGGUUCGCCGGAAAUUGCCGGACUAUCACCGGCAAUGACACCGUCAGGUUCCGCGUCACCGCCGUCACCGGUGGCUCCAGGUCCGGGAACAUCGCCGGCAAAUUCUCCGGGGGGAACUCCGGCGGAUUUGACGGCACCGACGCCUUCGGAAUCGACAAGAUCAGGAGCUGAGAGGAGGAAUAGUUUUUCAGUGGGAGUCGGAGUUUUGUCACUAUUAGUGGCUUUUGCUAUGUGGUUUAAUUAAUUUGUUUUUUUUACUUUCUAUUUUUUUUUUUUUUGGAGUUUGAUUUAUGUGGAGGAGUAGGGGUACAUGUGUGUUAUUUAUCUACUUUUCUAGACUCCCUUAAUUAUUAGGGGUGUUUAAUGGGGUAUGAUAAUGUAGGUUUUGGACACUACAGUGAUUUUUUUUGUGAAUUAUUCGACUUAUCAAAUAAAUUUACUCACUUAUAUGUA
Molecule: messenger RNA, 1654 nt
Organism: Beta vulgaris subsp. vulgaris (sugar beet)
Lineage: Eukaryota; Viridiplantae; Streptophyta; Magnoliopsida; Caryophyllales; Amaranthaceae
Product: early nodulin-like protein 2
Exons: 2
Coding region: 96-1445 (449 amino acids)
Cellular component (GO): plasma membrane
Molecular function (GO): electron transfer activity
Source: RefSeq, a predicted model, not a curated record